Molecule: messenger RNA, 2033 nt
Organism: Odobenus rosmarus divergens (Pacific walrus)
Lineage: Eukaryota; Metazoa; Chordata; Mammalia; Carnivora; Odobenidae
Gene: TIGD5
Product: tigger transposable element derived 5
Exons: 1
Coding region: 1-1950 (649 amino acids)
Cellular component (GO): nucleus
Molecular function (GO): DNA binding
Source: RefSeq, a predicted model, not a curated record
AUGUACCCCGCGGGCCCCCCGGCCGGCCCAGCUCCGCGCCGCGCCCGCCACCCCCUGCCCGGACGCCCCGCGCAGCCGCCGCGGCUUCCCGCGCCCACUCCAGCCCCCGCCGUGCGGCCGCCGCCCCCGGCGCCCGGGCCGCGGCCCCGCGUGGCCGUGAAGAUGGCCUUCCGCAAGGCCUACUCCAUCAAGGACAAGCUGCAGGCCAUCGAGCGCGUCAAGGGCGGCGAGCGGCAGGCUAGCGUGUGCCGCGACUUCGGUGUGCCGGGCGGCACGCUGCGCGGCUGGCUCAAGGACGAGCCCAAGCUGCGCUGGUUCCUGGAGCAGCUGGGCGGCGAGGUGGGCACGCAGCGCAAGAAGAUGCGGCUGGCCAACGAGGAGGAGAUCGAUCGCGCCGUCUACUCGUGGUUCCUGGCGCUGCGCCAGCACGGCGUGCCGCUGUCAGGGCCGCUCAUCCAGGCGCAGGCCGAGGCCUUCGCGCGCCAGAUCUAUGGGCCCGAAUGCACCUUCAAGGCCAGCCACGGCUGGUUCUGGCGCUGGCAGAAGCGCCACGGCAUCUCCAGCCAGCGUAUCUAUGGCGAGGCCGAGCCUCUGGCCGCGGGCCCCGCGCCCGGCCCGCCCGUCAAGCAGGAGCCCGCGCAGCCCCCGGGCUCCAGCUCCGGCCCCCUGCCCGACCGGGCCCCGGCCCCGCCGCCCCCCGCCGAGGGGGGCUACGGCGACGAGCAGAUCUACAACGCAAACGUCACUGGCCUCUACUGGAAGCUGCUUCCGGAGCAGGCCGCGCCCCUGGGCGCGGGAGACCCUGGCGCGGGAGGCUGCGGCCGGCGCUGGCGGGGUGACCGGGUGACCGUGCUGCUGGCCGCCAACCUGACCGGUAGCCACAAGCUGAAGCCGCUGGUCAUCGGGCAGCUGCCGGACCCGCCUAGCCUGCGCCACCACAACCAGGACAAGUUCCCCGCCUCCUACCGCUACAGCCCCGAUGCCUGGCUCAGUCGCCCUCUGCUGCGGGGCUGGUUCUUCGAGGAGUUCGUCCCCGGCGUGAGGCGUUACCUGCGUCGCAGCUGCCUGCAGCAGAAGGCCGUGCUGCUGGUGGCCCACCCGCCCUGCCCAAGCCCAGCUGCCAGGAUGCCCGCUCUGGAGGAGAGCGAGGAGACCCUCCGGCGGUGUCGGCCCGAGCCCCUCAGCCCCCCAGAAGAGCUGCAAACCCCGGAUGGUGCCGUGCGGGUGCUCUUCCUGUCCAAGGGCAGCAGCCGGGCACACAUCCCUGCCCCGCUGGAGCAGGGGGUCGUGGCCGCCUUCAAGCAGCUAUACAAGCGGGAGCUGUUGAGGCUAGCUGUGUCUUGUGCGGGGGGCUCCCCGUUGGACUUCAUGCGCAGCUUCAUGCUCAAGGACAUGCUCUACCUGGCCGGCCUCUCCUGGGACCUGGUGCAGGCAGGCAGCAUUGAGCGGUGCUGGCUGCUCGGCUUGCGGGCGGCCUUCGAGCCCCGGCCCACUGAGGAGUGUGUUGGGCAGCCCGCCGGCCAGGCCGAGGAGGCUGCAGAGCACAGCCGGGUGCUCAGCGAUCUCACGCACCUGGCAGCCCUGGCCUACAAGCGCCUGGCGCCUGAGGAGGUGGCCAAGUGGCUGCAUCUGGACGAUGAUGGGGGGCUGCCUGACAGCUGCAGGGAGGAGGCAGGCCCUGGCCGGCCCCCUGUGCUGGCCCCUGCUGCCCCUCUACCCCCAGCCAGCCUACCCUCUGUCAUGGGAGGUGGGGAGGAGGAGGAGGAGGCUGCCGUGCCCACUGCUGGGGAGGCUGUCCGGGGUCUGGAGACAGCUCUCCGGUGGCUGGAGAAUCAGGACCCCCGGGAGGUGGGGCCACCAAAGCUGGUGCAGCUGCGCUCACUGAUCAGCAUGGCCCGGAGGCUGGGGGGCAUUGGUCCCUCUCGUGCAGUCCCCGAGGAUGGGGUGUGACCAAGCCAGCCUGAGUGGCCCCCCAGCGGCUGUUCUCCUGCUGCACUUGGAGGGAGGAGACACGCACAGUCUUCCAUUUCCCC